Molecule: messenger RNA, 1680 nt
Organism: Megalops cyprinoides (Indo-Pacific tarpon)
Lineage: Eukaryota; Metazoa; Chordata; Actinopteri; Elopiformes; Megalopidae
Gene: orai2
Product: ORAI calcium release-activated calcium modulator 2
Exons: 5
Coding region: 220-1059 (279 amino acids)
Biological process (GO): store-operated calcium entry
Cellular component (GO): membrane
Molecular function (GO): store-operated calcium channel activity
Source: RefSeq, a predicted model, not a curated record
GGAACACAAAUAUUGCAGUCGACGUAGGUGGCAACAGCAUCUCUGCAUCUGGAUAUUUCGAGCAGGUGUGGUUCACCGGGUGUUGUAGAUGAAACUCUCCCAAGGAAUUUCUGGCCGUAAGUGAAGUCACACGGUUCAGUUGUGAUUAUACGAGCGCAUUUUCACGUGGCCCUGGAUCAAGCUUUGCCAAAACAUAACUUACAGUAAGAAAUAUGUGUGAUGAAACCAUCUAACAAAAAAGGGGAAGCCCAACCAAUUGCCAUGAGCAGUGAGCUGAACGUGCCAAUGGGCUCGCCGGCCCCGGGGUGCACAGAGAGGGUGCAGGAUGGUGGGGGAAUGGAUUACAGGGACUGGGUGCGCCGGAGCUACCUGGAGCUGGUCACCUCCAACCACCACUCGGUGCAGGCCCUGUCCUGGAGGAAGCUCUACCUGAGCCGCGCCAAGCUCAAAGCUUCCAGCCGCACUUCUGCGCUGCUCUCCGGCUUCGCCAUGGUGGCCAUGGUGGAAGUGCAGCUGGAGAUGCAGUACAACUACCCCCGUGUCCUGCUGAUUGCCUUCAGCGUCUGCACCACGGUCCUGGUGGCGGUACACCUCUUCGCCCUGCUCAUCAGCACCUGCAUCCUGCCCAAUGUGGAGGCGGUCAGCAACAUACACAACCUCAACUCUGUAAGCGAGUCGCCCCACGAGCGAAUGCACCAUUACAUCGAGCUGGCCUGGGGCUUCUCCACCGCCCUGGGCAUCUUGCUCUUCCUGGCCGAGGUGGUGUUGCUCUGCUGGAUCAAAUUCCUGCCUGUCGACUCAGGGAAGUCCCCCAUCGCUCUGAUCCGAUCCAACUGCAGCACGCCGACUCCGCCGCCGCCGGGGCAUAGCGGGUGGCAGGCGGCCCUGGCCUCCACCAUCAUCAUGGUGCCCGUGGGGUUAAUCUUUGUGGUCUUCACCAUCCACUUCUACCGCUCGCUGGUCCGCCACAAGACGGAGCGCCACCAUCAGGAGAUUGAGGAACUGCACAAGUUGAAGGUGCAGUUGGACGGCCAUGACCGCGGCAUACAGGCUGUGUGAACCCCCCACCCCCCACUCCCGUUCUGCACUCCCUCCAGUUACACAGAAUCUCAGCCUGUGCAGACCUGUCUCCCAAAGCUCUGCGUUAACCGGGACACCUUCCAAAUCCAUUUCCGCUCUAAUAAAUGUUGCUUAGUGACUCCCUCUUUUCAUGUUGGAGGUCUGAGUUAAUCUCAGCCCUUGGCUCGCAAGUUCAGCUCCCAAGUGUUGCGUGUGCUUCAGCUAGAAUAUGGUCCCUCUUUGUGAGAUGUGCAAGUCCUAAUGUCUGGUGUAUGUGCUGUCUUUGGAAACAGAAACAUUUUUUAAAGCAAAAGAACGUUUACAGGCAAAUUUCAAGGGCUAUUUUGAUAUCAGUUAAAUUUGCUUUUGAAUAUUUUGUUUUAAACUUUUUCCACUUCUGUAAUGGCAUCCUCUGCCCUCCACUCCUUUGUUAAAACAUAUGUAAACUAAGAAGGUGGGUCUCCAGGUUUUGAAAUCUGAAAUCCAAAUCAGAAAGGGCGCCUUUCACUUUUGGGUAUUUCUAUGGUGUGAUGGUUAGGACACAACACAACGCUGCUUCUUCGAGUGAGAUUUCACUAAAAUCCAGAUAUAUAACCAGGCAACAUGUUAAAAAAAAAAAAA